AUGGGAGUAUCCGAGAACAAACAAAUCGGUGAAUGGUUCGGUCCGAAUACAGCCGCACAAGUGCUCAAGAAGUUGGUGGUUUAUGAUGAGUGGUCGAAGUUAGCCAUUCACGUGGCACUGGAUAAUUUGCUGAUUGCGAACGAUGUGAAAACAAUGGCACACACAAAACCUCCGUCUCGUUUGAGUUCGUCGAAUGCAACAGACUCGUCGGAUCAGUACGAUGCGAGUGCUGAAUCUUCGUUGUGUUCGGAUGGUUCAGUUCGAUUGAGUGCGAUAAUGAAGGAAUGUGACGCGAACAAGUUAGGUUUGAAGAUGGCUGAUGAGAUAAACGGUAACGAAUGGCGACCGUUACUCAUUAUUAUACCUCUGAGACUCGGAUUGACCUCUAUUAAUCGAUGUUAUUUGGGCGCGAUUGAGGUGUGA
Anisakis simplex (herring worm) is the source of this 423-nucleotide messenger RNA. NCBI's taxonomy places the organism in Eukaryota, Metazoa, Nematoda, Chromadorea, Rhabditida, Anisakidae. The record is from the annotation of a GenBank genome assembly.